Molecule: messenger RNA, 1178 nt
Organism: Suillus clintonianus
Lineage: Eukaryota; Fungi; Basidiomycota; Agaricomycetes; Boletales; Suillaceae
Exons: 10
Coding region: 153-1121 (322 amino acids)
Molecular function (GO): GTP binding
Source: RefSeq, a predicted model, not a curated record
GGAAGCCGUGCCGUCAUCGAGGUCCUGGUGAGUCGGUGUGCGCGUUGCCCACUGGAUUAGGGCGCUCUCCACAAUAGUACCAGUGGUUAUAAACCUACUCGCAGUGCUGAACCAUCCUCAUUGCUCAGUCCCAGUAUCAUCUACCGUCAUCCAUGCAUCCUUCACAGAUAGAGAGGAAAAUCGUUCGCUUUCGAAUCCUCAUCAUAGGAAGAGCGAACGCAGGAAAAACCACCAUCCUAAAGAGGGUUUGCAAUACCAAAGAGAACCCAGAGAUAUUUAAUAGUGCUGGGGAAAAGAUAGACGUCGUUUUGAAGGAAUCCAGAGGGCGUGGAGAGCACGACAUCGAGGACGAAAUGGUGUUUCGAAAAAACCGAGGCUUCGUCUUUCACGAUUCACGUGGUUUUGAAGCAGGCGGCGAAUCCGAGUACGACAAGGUGAAUGCAUUUAUUGCAGCCCGUUCGAAGAAAGGAAACAUGAAGGAUCGUAUUCACACAAUUUGGUACUGUAUCCCAAUGGACCAAGCAAGCAGGGCGUUCACCGAAGCCGAACUCAAAUUUUUCUCCCACUGUGAUACCGGAAGCAUCCCGGUAAUCGUAAUAUUUACGAAAUUCGACGCCCUUUACGACGUUGAAUUCGCGCGACUAAGGAAGGAAGGAAAGACGAGGAAGGAAGCCAAGAAACUGGCUCCGAAGCACGCCGAGGAGACAUUUGCGAACUGGUCGCAAUUGGAGUUUCUAUACCAUUCCAAGGACAUUCGACGGCCACCAAAAUGCCAUGUAUGCCUCCCUGACAUGAACGAGGAUGAUGCAGACUGUGGACUACUCAUCAAGCGCACGGCUGAAACUCUGGACAGUGAAGUGCUUCAGCAAUUGUUCGUCUCAACUCAGCAAACCAACUUGGAGAUCUGCAUGAAAUAUGCAGUAGUACUCGCACUUGAAGGUUUUGUUGUCUCUCAUGAGAAAAUCCCACCUAAGAAUGCAAUAUUGAGGUUGGGUAGCUGGUUUCCACAUAUUUUGGGAGUACGUCCGUUAAUCCUCGUCGGAGCUCGAGCCAUGCUGAUCCAAGCCAUUGACCACUAUUCGCAGUAUGUGAGUGGUGUGAGUGUCUUGAUCCUCGUUUGAUCUCGAGCCAUGCUGAUCGAAGCCAUUGCCCACUGUUCGCAGUAUGUGAGUGCUGUA